CACUUCGGGCUGCUCCUGCGCGAGGGCGGCAAGGAGCCUGGCAAGACGGGCGUGGACGACGAGAGCAUCCUCUUCGACCUCGAGGGCUGGCUCUCCCCGCUGCUGGCGGCAAUCGAGCUCUGCGCCUUGCCCGAGCAGCCGCCGCUGGGGGAGGCGAUCGCGCUGCUGCAGAAGCUCUUCGCCAGCGCCUGCCGGGAGCUGUCGCUGCAGCGCUUCCGCCCGCGCCUGCAGCGCCCGCUCCGCGUUGGCGCCUCGGGCGACAUGUUGUCGCAGCGGACGUCCUUGCCCGAGAUCCAGCGUCGCGGGCGGCGGAGGUCCACGACGAGUCUCAGCCGCGACACCAGGGAGACAUGGCUGCUGGACGAGCUCGCCUGGAGCCCGCCGGCCGCGCAGGAGCUCGGGGCCUUCGUCGAGGACAACCUGGUGGCGCUCGUCGAGGGCCUCCUCUCCGCGCUGCCGCCUGCUCUCGGAACGCGGGCCAUCGCCACCGGCGGCGAGUCGACGGCCAAUGGCGGCGCAGGCGGUGCCGUGGCGGACGGUGGCCCAGACGCCAUCAGGCGGCACCUGCGGCGGCAGUGCCAGCGCGCAGCGGUCCCUGGUCGCCGGCUGCGGCGUCGGCCUGCGUUGGGGCUGUUCUGCGGGGCCGGCGCGAGCGCUCGUGCGAUGGCGGCGUUGAACUUCGCCGCCUUUGGGCUCGACUGGGGCCGCGGCCCCCUGGGGGGUCGCGCGGCGACAACGUUCCAGACCGUCGACCUCGGCUUGGUCCGCGGGCGCCGUCUGGCUGGACAAGGGCGCUCUGGCGGCCGCUGA
Prorocentrum cordatum is the source of this 810-nucleotide messenger RNA. The record is from the annotation of a GenBank genome assembly. NCBI's taxonomy places the organism in Eukaryota, Dinophyceae, Prorocentrales, Prorocentraceae.